Messenger RNA from Prunus dulcis (almond), 776 nucleotides. RefSeq lists its product as uncharacterized. The record is from RefSeq and is a predicted model, not a curated record. The coding region runs from base 28 to 300 and encodes 90 amino acids. The transcript is spliced from 2 exons. Lineage: Eukaryota; Viridiplantae; Streptophyta; Magnoliopsida; Rosales; Rosaceae.
ACGGCUUUGAAAUCUGAGCAGUGAGAAAUGGGAAAGGGUGUGAUAUGGGCAACGGCAGAGGACUUGGCAAGAAACAGAGGACGCGUUCUCUCACUGUAUCGCCAAAUUCUGAGAAGCCUCAACUCACCGGAUUUGCCUCUGAAUUUGGCAGCAAGGCUGGCCAAGAAAGCUGAGGCGCGCGCAAUCUUCAUGGUGGCGUCUGAGGAGAGGUCCCUGCACAACAUUGAUGACCUCAUUGAUGCUGCUCACUACUCUCUUUCCCUCUUAAGGAAAGGAGAAAUACCCAAGUACAUCCAAUGAUCUAUGCAGGCUACUGGCAUAUUCGUUCGCUGGGAAACGUAUCGACUUCUCUGCAUAGGAUUUUCUAGCAGUUGGCAUCUUCCAAGUUCUAUUGUCAGGGAUGUUUAGUUUUGCCUGUGUAGUUUUGGUUAUGGUGUAUACUGUUGGUUCUGUGUACUUUAUUGCGGUAUGAGGCCUUGCUUGUUUAUACAGUUGUUGUUCUCUGAACUGCUGUUAGUAGUUGUUUAUUAUGAUAUCUUGUAAUGGAACCAAAUCAACCCCAUCCCCAUGUAUUAGGAUAUUUAGGUUAUGUUUUCUUGUAUGAGCAUAGCUUUGUGUAUUCGGCUAACGGUUUUGUAAAAACUUCAUGGUUCUUAUCUCAUACCAGUGUUGGUAGCAGACCUGAUAGUUAGAUACCAAGCUUUGAUGCUUCUAAUGUUAGGUUGUGCCGUGGAAUUAAAUUUGGAAUGACUUUAUCCAAAAUUAUCUCUCGCUUA